Molecule: messenger RNA, 2743 nt
Organism: Exophiala mesophila
Lineage: Eukaryota; Fungi; Ascomycota; Eurotiomycetes; Chaetothyriales; Herpotrichiellaceae
Exons: 2
Coding region: 687-1997 (436 amino acids)
Source: RefSeq, a predicted model, not a curated record
CCUCAGUUUCCCACCAAUCGGUCGUUGGUCCCAAUCCCACCAGAACUCCAACUGUCUUUGCCUUCCAUCCUCUCUUCCACCUCUCACCUGUCCUCCUCCCAUGAUCCAAUCCACCAUCCACCACCACCAUCCAUGCCACUCCACUGCCCACUUGGACAGAUCUGGGAUCACCUUGUAACCCAUACCCGGCGAUCGACGCUAUUCCUCCCUCCCCAAUGACAUUUCCCUCUACCUUUAGAUCCACCCGUGCUUGAACCGCUCAGAUCUCGUAUCCUCCUUUCCCACGUUCGUUUCCACUGUUUUCAAUCUUGCUCGCUCUUGGCCCAAUUCGUACCACCUCCUCCCCUCCUCUGGCGUUGAAUUCCGACCCUAUUUCCCUUGCCAUAGCCCUUGUUGGACCUGUCGCCACCUCUGUUGUUCCUCUUCACACAAUCUUUCUACGUCCUCGACUGUUCUUCAACAGUCGCCAUGUUCUCUCCAUAAGCCACUCUGAUCUCUCAUUGUGGUCUGUUAUCACCGUUUCUUGUCAUAUCGCCUUGUACUACGGCAUAUAUCCAUAUCGCCACUUCGACUUGUCUUCCUGUGAGAUCCUUUGUUUCGAGUUCGACCCAAAUUCCGGACCACAAACACUGUCAAAACGGGCACUUUGUCUCAUUGUAUUCAUUUAUAUUACCUGAGGCGCUAUAAUGCCUCCGAUGCGAACCACUCCGCCGGCAAAGGCCAUCAAAACCGAGCGCACUCACGAGGAAAACCAAGAGAGAGCAUAUAUUGCUGCCUCAAGAAGGAGUGACCGAAGUCUAGAGGCUCGUGUUGAGUCCGCUCGUCGAGCGUCUGAAAUCCAUAAACGCAGAACCGGCCGCUCGCUCCGUGUCACUGAACAGGAUGUUAUCAACGAGGAGAUGUAUGAGGAGGAGGACGAUGACCUGCCCAUGCACUAUCGACGACUUACAGCACAUCUUCAGACUGGUUCUGCCGACUUCAACCGAAGGCUGGCUGCCUACUUGACACAGCAAGUCGCAGUUCGCAGCAUGAUGGGACAAAUGGCCCAGAAUCCAUAUGCACAGUUCCCCAGCACACCCUAUCAGCAAGCCGCUCCCAACAUGUACCAAUCCCCCAUGAUGCCUCAACAGUCAAACCCGAUGACACAUUCUCCUACAACUUCCUUCCGCUCCGCACCAUAUCCCUCGCCUCAUCAACCCGGCUUCCGUCAAUCACACCAAAGAGCUUAUUCAAUGGCUUCAUUACCGAACCAUUCCCAGAACCCAAUGUCUCCUCCUCUUCCUCACCAUCCUUCACCCACUGAUCCCCGGCGAAUGUCGACACCAGCAAUUCCCACCGUGGAUGGCUCUUCUGGAAACGCAGACGGCAUCAAAACAGAGCCUGGGCAUCCCUCACAGAAUGGACAAUUCCCACCUCUCUGGCAGGAUAUGGGUCCAUUCACUACGUCUCUUCCUCCUGAGACCCAGCAGAUGUUGGCUUAUGCCCCUCAAUUGGAUCAUAACGACCCUUCCUAUGCCAUGCUGAUGCAAGGCUCUGACCAAUUUACCUCUUCACCAUUCUAUCCUUGGCCGGAUAUGCAACAUGGUGGCGGAGGUGUCAAGGGUAUGCCCGUUCAUCCAUCAGCAUGGCAAGGCAUGUCGGCUACCCUGGCUCCUGCCGUGCUGGAUCAAAAUGCCAUGACCUCGGGGGUACCCCAGCAGGCUAAAACUGAGCAUGGAAUGCCUGCCAAUCAUGUCUCUACAUCAACAUCUCCAGAGACCACUCUUCCCCCUUCAACUGGCAUUGACUUCAAUUUUAGUCAAGAUUCAAAGCCCUUGAAUUUUGAUAUGUCGCGAGAGAAUAGCUUCCAAGGCUUUUCAAAGUCUGGUCAAGCCACUCCUGCAGGUGAAGGUUUCUGGGACAAUUUCGUCAUCGAUGGCUCCUGGGACGACGACCAUAACAUUACUGGAGGCGGUGGUGCAAAUUCUGACCACAGCGUUGAUGUGCCUGCCAUUUAAAAACCAAACACAAUUCACAUUCAUCACUUUCAUCACUGAACACGUGCGAUGACAACGGCGCGUCUUAACCUCCAGCGAGAUUUCGACAGACCAACAGUCCAGUUAUUUUUUCGGACUUUGAAUCUCUUCAAAGGGAACACCCGUCCCAUAGCGGACAUUUGACUUUUCGUCACUGUAGUUUUUCUCACCCAGCAACGAGACACGAUGCUAUUCGAUUUGGGACGCCGGCGUUUGGCCACCAACCACAAACGACUUGUCUAUCUGAACUGGCUUACGGUAAUUUCUCUACUUAAUCGGUCAAGUGUCCCGAGAUCAUGGAGACACCGUCUGCAUCCCAGGGAACCUGCAAUCUGACCACCACAUCCCAACACCCGGGGACUUUGUUUUCUUGAAUGAAGGAGAUACCCAUGUUAUUCAUGCAUGGGUCGGUAUAUUGGCCGGUGGAAUAUAAAAUUCAAAAAAGGGUUUUUGGAGUUUCGAUGUCGAGCUGUAUGUCCUGAUGUCCUGAUGUCUUGUACGACCUGUACCGAGCUUGCAUGUGCAGAAAUGUUCAUUGCGAAAGGACAUGGUCAUAUGAUGGUCUAUGAUUUGAUUCUGGAUUCUGGUGGAGUUGCGCCUUGCGCGCAUCAUACCAUUGGAAUAAAUCUGAGCCAGUCUCAUGUAUCGGGCAGGUACCUAGUUACUCUUCAUCUCUAUCUCGAAAUCGAGAUGAGUUGAGAAAUAAAAUCACUCCUCUUUUUUCCCCA